AUGACCAAAGCCGUUUCAUCUGAAGUUUUGGAUUAUUCAUCUGAUUCUUAUCGUGGCCUAAUUUCAUAUUCCACAAUGCCUUCCGUAUUGCACUCCGCUAAAACUAAUUUUAAAAGCUCCAUUAUGCCCCAUUACUAUAGCAGCUACCGGUACUAUGAAGGCCAGAAAAUGGUCUUAUGCAAAAGUAUUCAAGUAGCUAAAUCUCCACGAAAUUACAAACAUUUUACUUUGUCUCAUAAUAAGCGUAAGAAAUUUAUCGAUCACUGUCUAACUUCUCUCUUCAUGAUUACAGGUGCAAAUAGGAAAAUGAACAUUAAAUUGGCCUUGAUAGCGUCGCUGUUUCUCUUUGCGGUGGCAAAUGCUACCGAAGAAAAUUACUCUGAAUUCGAAAAUCAAUUAAAGGAAGAAGAUGCAACCGAUGAUGCAACUCUCAUGGAUAAAGAUGAAGGCGAUGAAGAUGAUGAGACUGAGCAGCCAGUGGAUAUGAUUGAUGCUGAUAAGGACCGCGAAGAGCUUGAAACACCAAUGAAAAAAUCGUUCUGGUGGCGCCGUCGUCGUCGUCGUCGUCAUGAUCGUCGUCGAGUUAUCAUUAUUCCUCAACGUCCAUUUUGGCGUCGUCGCAGCCAUUUUCAUGUACCAUAA
This is a messenger RNA of Trichoplax adhaerens, 642 nucleotides long. RefSeq lists its product as uncharacterized. The record is from RefSeq and is a predicted model, not a curated record. The transcript has 5 exons. NCBI's taxonomy places the organism in Eukaryota, Metazoa, Placozoa, Uniplacotomia, Trichoplacea, Trichoplacidae. The coding region runs from base 1 to 642 and encodes 213 amino acids.